Molecule: messenger RNA, 1566 nt
Organism: Lodderomyces pseudojiufengensis
Lineage: Eukaryota; Fungi; Ascomycota; Pichiomycetes; Serinales; Debaryomycetaceae
Gene: IMH3
Product: IMP dehydrogenase
Exons: 2
Coding region: 1-1566 (521 amino acids)
Biological process (GO): GTP biosynthetic process
Cellular component (GO): cytoplasm
Molecular function (GO): IMP dehydrogenase activity
Source: RefSeq, a predicted model, not a curated record
AUGGUUUUAGAAGCAUCAAAAGCAACAUCAUAUUUAAAAGAUUAUCCAAAAAAAGAUGGUUUAUCAAUUAAAGAAUUAAUUGAUUCAACUAAUUUUGGUGGAUUAACUUAUAAUGAUUUUUUAAUUUUACCUGGUCUUAUUGAUUUUCCAAGUACGAAUGUUAAAUUAGAAAGUAAAUUAACCAAAAAGAUUAUAUUAAAUUCUCCAUUUGUUUCAAGUCCUAUGGAUACUGUUACUGAAGAAAAUAUGGCUAUUCAUAUGGCACUUUUAGGUGGAAUUGGUAUAAUUCAUCAUAAUUGUACUGCUGAAGAACAAGCAGAAAUGGUUAAAAAAGUUAAAAAAUAUGAAAAUGGUUUCAUUAAUGAUCCAAUUGUUAUAAAUCCUGAUGUUACUGUUGGAGCUGUUAAAAGAAUGAAGAAGGAUUUAGGUUUUACUUCAUUCCCAGUAACUGAAAAUGGAAAAGUUGGAGGAAAAUUAGUAGGUAUAGUUACCGCAAGAGAUGUACAAUUUCAUGAAAAUAAUGAAGAUUCAGUAUCAAAAGUAAUGACUACUGAAUUAGUUACCGGUAAGAAAGGAAUAACUUUAACUGAAGGUAAUGAAAUAUUAAGAAAAUCAAAAAAAGGAAAAUUACCAAUUAUUGAUUCAGAGGGAAAUUUAGUUUCUUUAAUUUCAUUAACUGAUUUACAAAAAAAUCAAAAUUAUCCAAAUGCAUCAAAAUCUUUUGAUUCAAAACAAUUAUUAUGUGGUGCUGCUAUUGGUACUAUGGAUGCAGAUAAAGAAAGAUUAGAUAAAUUAGUUGAAGCAGGUUUAGAUGUUGUUGUAAUCGAUUCAUCAAAUGGUUCAUCUACUUUUCAAAUUAAUAUGCUUAAAUGGAUUAAAAAUAAAUAUCCAGAUUUACAAGUUAUUGCAGGUAAUGUAGUAACAAGAGAACAAGCAGCUUUAUUAAUUGAGGCUGGUGCAGAUGCUUUAAGAAUUGGUAUGGGAUCAGGUUCAAUUUGUAUUACUCAAGAAGUUAUGGCAUGUGGUAGACCUCAAGGUACUGCUGUUUAUGGAGUUACUGAAUUUGCUAAUAAAUUUGGUAUUCCAUGUAUUGCUGAUGGUGGUAUAGGAAAUAUUGGUCAUAUAUCAAAAGCUUUAGCUUUAGGUGCUUCAUGUGUAAUGAUGGGUGGAUUAUUAGCUGGUACAGCAGAAACUCCAGGUGAUUAUUUUUAUAGAGAUGGUAAAAGAUUAAAAUCUUAUAGAGGUAUGGGAUCAAUAGAUGCUAUGCAACAAACAAGUAAUAAUGCUAAUGCUUCAACUUCAAGAUAUUUUUCAGAAUCUGAUAAAGUAUUUGUUGCUCAAGGUGUUAGUGGAUCAGUUGUUGAUAAAGGUUCAAUUACAAAAUUUAUACCUUAUUUAUAUAAUGGUUUACAACAUUCUUUACAAGAUAUAGGUAUUCAAUCAUUAAUUGAAUUAAGACAAAAAGUUGAUAAUGGUGAUGUUAGAUUUGAAUUUAGAACUGCUUCUGCUCAAUUUGAAGGUGGAGUUCAUGGAUUACAUUCAUAUGAAAAAACUUUACAUAAUUAA